CGCUGCAGCGCUCGAUCGCGUCGUUGUUCGCGCGGUGUCCGCGAGGCGCCACGGCGGUGUUGCACGACGUCUCGCGCGCGCGUCCUGAGCACGUUCCCGCGUUACUCCCGGCGUUGAGCGAAAAUGGCGCGUACGUGGAUAGGGGGCGAGCGGUAUCGACGACGUUCGGGACGGUUUUACUCCUCGCGACGCUUCCCGGCGUCGCCGCGGACGCCGCGGACGAAAAGGCGUUCACCAACGCGGCCAAGCGAGAGCUCCUCGAGGCGAUGCGAGCGGCCAAGGACGGAAGAGACGACGACGGUACCGCGCUCGCGUUUAGACGUAGGAUAGACGUCGCGAUUCCAAUCUCGCGAACGAUAGAAGACUCUUGA
Messenger RNA from Ostreococcus tauri, 371 nucleotides. Its product is annotated as unnamed product. The annotation marks the transcript as partial. The record is from RefSeq and is a predicted model, not a curated record. The transcript has a single exon. Lineage: Eukaryota; Viridiplantae; Chlorophyta; Mamiellophyceae; Mamiellales; Bathycoccaceae.